AUGGCGUCUUCCAUGGGUGGGAUGUUUCCUGGCCAGCAGUCCUCUGGCCAGAUCCCCGUGGGUGGUGCGGGUGGACCGGGUCAGCCAGGCUUUCCUGGUCCCGGUGGUUUUCCUCCGAGGGCCCCCGAGAACAACACCCUGGUUGACGAGCUGGAGGCUUCGUUUGAGGCUUGCUUUGCAUCCCUUGUGAGUCAAGAUUUUGUGAAUGGAACUGACCAGGAGGAGAUUCGGACGGGUGUGGAUCAGUGUAUCCAGAAGUUUUUGGAUGUGGCUCGGCAAACUGAGUGUUUCUUCUUGCAGAAACGACUUCAAUUAUCUGUUCAGAAACCUGAGCAGGUGCUGAAGGAGGAUGUGUCCGAGUUGCGGAAUGAGCUUCAGAGAAAAGAGAUGCUGGUCCAAAAGCAUUUGGCCAAACUGCACCACUGGCAACAGGUCCUUGAUGAUGUCAGUGGACAGCAGCGCAAGCCCACAGAUCUACCUCCACCAGGACCACUAGCGUUUCUCGAGCAAGCUUCUGCCAGUCUGCCCCCUGCCCCGUUAAAGCCCAACUAA
Molecule: messenger RNA, 552 nt
Organism: Knipowitschia caucasica
Lineage: Eukaryota; Metazoa; Chordata; Actinopteri; Gobiiformes; Gobiidae
Source: the annotation of a GenBank genome assembly